CCGCCGCCCACUAAACGAACCCAAGAAACGGAAUGGGUUCCGACGGAAGAGCCACUGCAAGAGCUCGCAAUAUUUGAUCGUCGGUUGUCAUCUCCAUUUCCCGCCGGCCGCCACCAGCACCGCCGCCUUGCACGGCGGACUGGCAACAGGGCUCCUUCCGGUAAGCCAGUUUUUGUCCCCACAUUGUAGUUUCCACAAAAGAAGAAGACACUCAAAGACUGAACCUUUUUGUUCACAUGCAUGGCUCUUUUCAUAAGUGAGCGUCGUGUGAGUUCUAAGCUUCCCCACAUGCACGUUGUCCCCUAGAGCCUACUUCCUUUCUCCGCCACCGCCACCGCCACCGCCACCGUCGCCACCACCAUCAUCAAAACUACUCUCUCACCUCUGGUUCGAUAUGGCAAAACCCACCCUUUGUUUCUUCUUUUUCCUGUUCUUUGGACUGGUUUCUUCUCUUUCUCCUGACGGACAAGCCCUUCUCUCGCUUCUCUCCGGCGCCGGUUCCUCCUCCAAAUCAUCGUCUCCUGCCUCCGUUCUCCCCUCCUGGAACCCCUCAAGCUCCACGCCCUGUUCAUGGCAGGGCAUUACAUGCUCGCCGCAGAACAGAGUCAUCUCCAUCUCCCUCCCGAAUACAUUCCUCAACCUCUCAUCCCUUCCAUUGCAACUCGCUUCCCUUUCCUAUCUCCAACUCCUCAAUCUCUCAUCCACCAACAUCUCCGGCUCCAUCCCUCCCUCGUUCGGCUCCUUUUCCCAUCUCCGGCUUCUCGACCUCUCUUCCAACUCUCUCUACGGCGCCAUUCCGUCGGAGCUCGGCCGCCUCGGCUCGCUCCAGUUCCUUUUCCUGAAUUCGAACCGUUUGUCCGGCCGGAUUCCUCAAGAACUGGCCAAUCUCUCCUCUCUGCAAGUCCUCUGUCUGCAGGACAAUCUGCUCAACGGCUCGAUUCCUUCGAAAUUAGGCUCCUUGGUGGCCCUCCAGGAGCUCAGAAUCGGGGGAAACCCUUUUCUGAGCGGUGAAAUUCCGUCAGAAUUGGGAUUUCUCACCAAUCUCACCACGCUAGGCUUAGCCGCAACGGGACUUUCAGGAGUCAUUCCGGCCAAAUUUGGGAACUUGAUCAAUCUCCAAACUCUAGCCCUUUAUGAUACUGAGGUAUUUGGUUCGAUUCCGGCCGAGCUCGGCCUCUGUUCGGAGCUACGGAACCUGUAUUUGCACAUGAACAAGCUCACCGGCUCAGUCCCUGCUCAGCUUGGAAAGCUGCAAAAACUUACUAGUUUGCUUGUAUGGGGCAAUUCACUCACUGGACCUAUCCCGGCUGAGCUCUCCAACUGUUCUUCGCUUGUCGUUUUCGAUGCCUCUGCCAAUGAUCUAAGCAGUGAGAUACCGGGUGAUUUGGGGAAGCUAGGGGUUCUUGAACAGCUUCAUUUGUCUGACAAUUCGCUGACGGGCCUAAUACCGUGGCAGCUUAGUAAUUGCACUAGCCUUACAGCUCUUCAGCUGGAUAAGAACCAGCUAUCAGGGCCAAUUCCAUGGCAGGUUGGGUAUUUGAAGCUGUUGCAGAGUUUCUUCUUGUGGGGUAACUCAGUUUCGGGUACCAUUCCAGCUUCAUUCGGGAACUGUACCGAGCUCUACGCGCUCGACCUUUCAAGGAACAGGAUUACAGGAUCAAUCCCAGAAGAGAUAUUUGGGUUAGAGAAGCUGAGCAAACUGCUUCUGUUGGGGAAUUCACUAUCAGGGGGGUUACCUAAAAGCAUUGCUAAGUGCCAAUCUUUAGUGAGGCUGAGACUGGGAGAGAAUCAGCUUUCGGGUCAGAUCCCCAAGGAGAUAGGGCAGUUGCAAAAUCUCGUGUUUCUUGAUCUGUACAUGAACCAUUUCUCCGGCGGUUUGCCUUCGGAGAUCGCUAAUGUCACAGUUCUUGAGCUCUUGGAUGUGCACAACAACUACUUAACCGGGGAGAUACCGUCUAAGCUGGGAGAGCUCGUGAACUUGGAGCAGCUUGAUCUCAGCAGAAACAGCUUCACCGGAGGAAUCCCCUCCAGUUUUGGUAACUUUAGUUACUUGAACAAACUCAUCCUGAACAACAAUUUGCUCGCCGGGUCUAUCCCGAAAUCGAUCAGAUAUCUGCAGAAGCUAACUCUUCUUGACUUGAGCUUCAACAGUCUUUCCGGGGCAAUCCCACCUGAGAUUGGCUAUGUGACAAGCUUAACCAUUAGUUUGGACCUGAGCUCGAAUCAGUUCACCAGUGAAAUCCCUGAGGCUGUGUCCGGUUUGACACAAUUACAAUCGCUUGAUCUCUCUCGCAAUAUGCUUUACGGGAAGAUCACAAUUCUCAGUCUCCUUACUAGUCUCACUUCUCUGAAUAUCUCAUACAAUAAUUUCUCAGGCCCUAUUCCUGUAACACCCUUUUUCAGAACCCUAUCUUCAAACUCAUUCCUCGAGAACCCCAACCUUUGUGAAUCUCUUGAUGGCUCCACAUGUUCAUCGCGGCUAAUUCACAGGAAUGGAUUGAAAUCUGAAAAAACUAUAGCUUUGGUAGCUAUAAUUCUAGCUUCCGUGAUCAUGGCAAUCAUCGCAUCAUGGAUUGUUCUGACCCGAAACCACAAGUACAUGUUAGAGAAAUCCUUGGCUACUGCAGCUUCUUCUUCAGGAGCCGAGGACUUUUCCUAUCCAUGGACUUUUAUUCCAUUCCAAAAGCUUAGUUUCACAAUCAACAACAUCUUGGAAUGCCUCAAAGACGAGAAUGUGAUUGGGAAAGGGUGUUCUGGGGUCGUAUACAGGGCAGAAAUGCCCAAUGGUGACUUGAUUGCUGUAAAAAAGCUGUGGAAGACAAAGAAGGAUGAAGAACCGGUUGACUCUUUUGCUGCAGAAAUUCAGAUCCUUGGACACAUAAGGCACCGUAACAUAGUGAAACUCCUAGGCUACUGUUCCAACAAGAGUGUUAAGCUCCUUCUCUACAACUACAUUUCCAAUGGAAAUCUGCAACAGCUCCUUCUGGGUAACCGGCAUUUGGACUGGGAAACCCGAUAUAAGAUUGCAGUUGGAUCAGCUCAGGGACUAGCUUAUCUUCAUCAUGACUGUGUUCCUGCAAUCCUCCACAGAGAUGUCAAGUGCAAUAAUAUACUCCUAGAUUCAAAGUUUGAGGCUUAUCUAGCUGAUUUCGGACUUGCAAAGCUAAUGAACUCUCCUAAUUACCACCAUGCAAUCUCUAGAGUAGCCGGGUCUUACGGAUAUAUAGCUCCAGAAUAUGGAUACACCAUGAACAUAACAGAGAAGAGCGAUGUCUACAGUUAUGGAGUGGUUCUGUUGGAGAUCUUGACCGGGCGUAGUGCUGUUGAGCCCCAGGUCGGGGAUGGACUUCACAUCGUCGAGUGGGUGAAGAAGAAGAUGGGAAGCUUUGAACCGGCUGUUACUAUACUUGAUUCGAAGCUACAGGGACUACCGGAUCAGAUAGUUCAAGAAAUGCUUCAAACGCUUGGAAUCGCAAUGUUUUGUGUCAAUUCCUCGCCAACUGAACGGCCUACCAUGAAGGAAGUGGUGGCACUGCUAAUGGAAGUGAAGAGUCCACCGGAAGAAUGGGGAAAAACCUCUCAGCCCCUAAUAAAACAGUCCUCAAACCAAAGCUGACACCCCCUCCCCCCCCCCCCCCCCCCCCCCCCCCCCCCCCAAUGGUUUUAACCAUUUCCAUCAUUUCUUCUAUUUCCCGAGAAAGUGAAAGGAAGUUUGUGUUCUUGGCGUGGGGAAAUAAGAGGAGAAGAACUUCGGUUCCUGGACCUUAUUGUACAGUUUUUAGAAACAUGAGUUUGGUUGAUUCUGCUUCAAGUUUAAUCAUUGUUCUUUGUCUCUUUGGAACUCUUCUGCAAAGUGGACACGCAAAAUGUGGGAUUGUUUACUUGGUCUCUAUGCAACUGAUUAUUGUAAAUUUCUCUGAUUUGAUUCAUCCCUACUUACUACAAUU
Molecule: messenger RNA, 3947 nt
Organism: Diospyros lotus (date-plum)
Lineage: Eukaryota; Viridiplantae; Streptophyta; Magnoliopsida; Ericales; Ebenaceae
Product: LRR receptor-like serine/threonine-protein kinase RGI5
Exons: 2
Coding region: 395-3616 (1073 amino acids)
Biological process (GO): protein phosphorylation
Molecular function (GO): ATP binding; protein kinase activity; protein binding
Source: RefSeq, a predicted model, not a curated record